Messenger RNA from Ochlerotatus camptorhynchus, 2090 nucleotides. It is a transcript of the gene cin, whose product is annotated as Molybdenum cofactor synthesis protein cinnamon. Gene Ontology annotation, cellular component: postsynaptic specialization; cytosol; dendrite. NCBI's taxonomy places the organism in Eukaryota, Metazoa, Arthropoda, Insecta, Diptera, Culicidae. The coding region runs from base 103 to 1923 and encodes 606 amino acids. The transcript is spliced from 5 exons. Gene Ontology annotation, molecular function: molybdopterin molybdotransferase activity. Gene Ontology annotation, biological process: molybdenum incorporation into molybdenum-molybdopterin complex; postsynaptic neurotransmitter receptor diffusion trapping; Mo-molybdopterin cofactor biosynthetic process. The record is from RefSeq and is a predicted model, not a curated record.
UUGAAAUGUUGGCACUGAAAUAAUCGUUUCUUAUCAACUAGUUUGCCAUAGGUGCAAGGACAGGUAACCAUUUCCCGGUGUGUUUUGUUGCUUCAGAGAAUCAUGUUUUCUGUUAUCACAGUAAGUGACACUUGCUCGAAUGGCACUGCUAACGAUACGAGUGGACCACAUCUCGUUAGUUUGAUUAAAAGCAAACUGAACAGCUCGGACGUCAACUACUUGGUCAUUCCCGAUGAAGUCGAAAUGAUUAAGCAAUCUCUUAUCUAUGCCGCUGACGUUCUUCGAGUAAGUGCGGUUUUCACCACUGGAGGAACAGGCUUCGCUCCUCGUGAUGUGACUCCGGAGGCAACUAAAGCUGUCCUUACCAAAGAGGCUCCUCAACUGACACUAGCAAUGACGUUAAAAAGUUUGGAGAAAACAAAAUUUGCAGUUCUUUCCAGGGCGGCUUGUGGGGUACGUAACCGUACAUUGAUUGUGAAUUUUCCGGGCAGCAAAAAGGCCGUUGAAGAAUGUUUUCUCGCUAUCGUGGAUGUAGUACCCCACAUGUUGCAGCUUUUAAAUGACGACAUUCCGAAGGUUAAGGAAACGCACAAGAAAAUACAAUCAGAAGAAAGCAGCGAACACGUGCACGUUUGUCCCCACGCUACGGGUAAAGGUGGAGACGAUCGAAACUCUCCGUUUCCCAUGAUCGAUGUAGAUGAAGCGCUUCGAAUUAUUCUCGCUUCUAUUGCGUCGAAGUCCAAUCCAAAGAAGCAAAUCAGCCGGAUCAACAUUCCUCCUUUUCGGGCUUCGAUUAAAGAUGGGUAUGCUUUGAAGUCAAUAGGUGGAAAAGGAGUUAAACGAGUCGUUGGAUAUGUGCCUGCCGGUAACGGUAUAAUCCGUGACAAUUUCAACAUUGAUGAGUGCUACAAGAUAAACACAGGUGCUCCGGUACCUGGACAAGCAGAUGCAGUGAUUCAAAUUGAAGACACAAAACUGGUUUCUGCUGAUAAUGACAUUGAGAAAAUUAUCGAGGUACUUGCUGAUCCCAGUCCAAAUCUGGACAUUCGAUCUAUUGGCAGCGACCUGCGAAUGGCUGAGGAGGUAUUUGAAUACCGAUUUCCGCUGGAUGCUGCUCAAAAAUCAUUACUAGCGUCAAUCGGUGAACCACCGAAAGUAGAAAAACUAAAGGUAGUGGUUAUUUCAACAGGAGAUGAACUUGUCCAUCCAUACGAAGGAUCAAACCAAGUCGAAGGGAAAAUUUACGAUUCUAAUACCACGAUGCUAGUUCAGCUAAUACGACAAUUUGGAUUCAACGAAGAGCAAUGUGAAAUGCAACAGCUCGUUGUCAAUGAUGACUACGACUCUCUGUGCAAAGAAGUUCAAGCUCUAACCGGGGUAGUACAUGCCAUCAUUUGUACUGGUGGAGUGUCAAUGGGUGACAAAGAUUUCGUAAAACCUGUCUUGAAGGAUUUGAAAUUCGAUUUGAAGUUUGGGCGAGUAAACAUGAAACCGGGAAAGCCAUUUACAUUCGCAAGUAAAGAUAAAACUUUAUUUUUCGGUCUACCUGGAAAUCCGGUUUCUGCAUUUGUCACAUUCCAUCUGUUUGCGUUGCCAGCAUUGAGAAAAUAUUUGGCCACCAUAAACGAAACCCCAGGUGGCACGGCUAAAUGUACAUUGUCUAGAGUAGCUGUUGAGCUUCUAACUGAACAUUUUGAUUUGGAUCCCAGACCAGAAUUUGUUCGAGCCAGCAUCGUUUCGAAAAAUGAUAAGCUUUAUGCUAAAAUAAUCGGAAGGCAGAUCAGUAGUCGUCUCAAGAGUAUUGUGGAAGCCGAUUGCUUGCUGCAUCUUCCGGGACGGUCCUCCUCGAAAACAUCAGUCACCAUGGGUGAGCAAUUUACGGCUUCGAUAUUGCGUUCAGAUUUCAUUUCCGAAUAUGAAUAGUGACCAAGUAAUCCAAUAGCAACAUAGUGUAGGUCAUAUACUGCCCAUAAUCGCAUAUCAGUCCCAUAUGGAUAGGAAAUCAAGCAAAGAUGGGACUGAUAUGUGAUUAUGGGUAGUAUAGCACAGACAUAAACGUAUGAAUUGCUUUAAAGCGGUUGCAAUUAAUU